AUGAAUGGCUCCUCUGAGGGUGAAAAGAGCGAGGAACCACCGGACUAUCUAGCUACUCAUUUGACACCUCUGGGAAUCGGCGAUACAACAUCGGGCAAUUGUCCACUAAGAAUCAAAGCCGGCGACCGCGAUACUUGCCCUUUUCAGCUGUUGAGAAAGAAGGAUCCUGCUACUUUCGACGGCCCGUAUCGUUCUGGUAUACCGCACCAUGAUCCGCUCAGAGAGGCAACGACCGGAUCUCAUGUAUAUAUUCCAAUGAACUUUGUUCACACCUCGAGAUUAUCGUCCCAGUUCUAUUCCAGUUGGGCCUCGCCAGAUUCUUCUUUGCUUCACUUUAGCGCUGCUUUAUCUUUCGGAGAGUCUCUUUUCGAUGGGGACUUUGGAGUGCCUUCUUCCGGGAAUGCCCUUUGGUACCGUGCUCCUGCCAAUAAUUGGGUCUUGGAAUCCUUGCCGAUUGGUAACGGCUACUUGGGAGCUUAUGGCAAGGAGGAUUACAAAGGAGCCAAUUGGGAUGCUGCUGAUGCACCACUGGUACAUGAAAGGCUCGCCCAAUUACGAACUACCAUAUUCCAAAAUGGAACGGCACCCG
Messenger RNA from Acaulospora colombiana, 589 nucleotides. Lineage: Eukaryota; Fungi; Glomeromycota; Glomeromycetes; Diversisporales; Acaulosporaceae. The record is from the annotation of a GenBank genome assembly.